Messenger RNA from Humulus lupulus (European hop), 2276 nucleotides. RefSeq names its product G-type lectin S-receptor-like serine/threonine-protein kinase SD2-5. The transcript has a single exon. Gene Ontology annotation, molecular function: ATP binding; protein serine/threonine kinase activity. The record is from RefSeq and is a predicted model, not a curated record. NCBI's taxonomy places the organism in Eukaryota, Viridiplantae, Streptophyta, Magnoliopsida, Rosales, Cannabaceae. Gene Ontology annotation, biological process: protein phosphorylation. The coding region runs from base 1 to 2208 and encodes 735 amino acids.
AUGGAUUGGAACGACAACCAUGGCCUAUUCCUGCUAUCUAACAACUCUAUGUUUGGUUUGGGAUUCUUUCCUGUCUCUGAUGCCAAAUCGUUCUUACUGGCAAUCAUUCACAAGGACAGUUAUAAGACGGUUUGGAAUGCUAAUAGAGAUCAACCCAUAUCAAACUUUGAUAAGUUUGACUUUGACAUAAACGGCAACCUCUUUUUGACAAGUGGGCAUGGUGUCGUUUGGUCUACAAGCACACCAGGAAAAGGAGCCAUAGCCAUGGAAUUGAGGGACUCGGGGAACUUGGUGUUGCUUGGAGACGAUGGAGAGAUCAUUUGGCAGAGUUUUAGUCACCCCGCAAGUACACUUUUACCUGGUCAGCAAUUCUUGCCGGGAAUGAUUCUGAAUAGCUCUCCUAAUCACAGCAACUUGUCUCACUUUCUCGAAAUCAAGUCAGGGAAUUUGGUUCUCUAUGCAGGGUUUCCCACCCCACAAAUUUAUUGGUCUAUAGGAGGUGAAACCAGGAAAACAAAUAGCAGUGUCAGUGGGGUGGUUCAUUCUGCCACUCUAGUCUCCAAUUCAUGGAACUUCUAUGAUCCAAAUGGAAACUUACUUUGGAAAUUUGUCUUCACAAGCCAAUCAGACAAAACUGCCUUCUGGGUUGCUGUUUUAAGCUCUGAUGGAAUGAUUUCAUUCAAAAAUCUUCAAAAGGGAGGCACUACAACUUUUGCGGCUAUCAAGAUACCAGAGGGUUGGUGCAGUGUUCCAGAGCCUUGUGAUCCCUACUAUGUGUGCCAUAAUGACAACUGGUGUGAGUGUCCUUCUCUUCUCAGCUCUCAGUUUAAUUGUAAACUUCAGAACCUCCCAAACUGUAAUCGUUCCAAUGAUCCGGUGGAGCUUAUACACGUGGGAGAUAAUGUUGACUAUUUUGCUGUUGAGUUUGUCAAACCCUCUUUAAAGACUGAUCUCAAUUCUUGUAAACAAGCAUGUCUCGAUGAUUGUUCUUGCCUUGUCUUGUUUCACGAAAGCAGUUCCGGAAACUGUUUUCUCUUUGACCAGAUUGGAAGUUUCCAAUAUGCCGGUGAGAAUAGUCGUGGCUAUGUUUCCUAUAUUAAGCUCUCAAGUAACGGAGUAGAAAACGAGGAAGAAAAGAACCACAUGCUAAUAGUUGUGGUCAUUUUAGUUUCGACUAUUUUGGUUAUUUUUUCUAUGGUUUAUACUGGAUUCUUGUACCUCAGGAGAAAGAAGAGACAACUUGAUUGUGCUCAAGAGGCCUCAGAUGAUGAUGAUUUCUUUUACAAUCUUUCUGGUAUGCCUGUUCGUUUUACUUAUUCUGAUCUUUGUUUGGCUACUGAAAAUUUCUCUAGAAAAGUUGGCCAAGGAGGGUUUGGUUCAGUCUACUUAGGUGUUCUUCCGGAUGGGACACAGUUGGCUGUGAAGAAACUUGAAGUGGUUGAUCACUGGAAGAAAGAGUUUAAAGCUGAAGUUAGCAUUAUUGGGAGUAUCCACCAUGUCCAUUUAGUCAAGGUCAAAGGCUUCUGCACCGAAGGCCCUCACAGGCUUCUUGUUUACGAGUACAUGGCUAAAGGGUCUCUAGAUAAAUGGAUUUUCAACAACAAUCAACUAUUGGAUUGGAAUACAAGAUUCAACAUUGCAUUGGGCACAGCAAAGGGUCUUGCCUAUCUUCAUGAAGAGUGCGAAGUGAAGAUUAUGCACUGUGAUAUAAAACCUGAAAAUGUUCUGCUUGAUGAUAAUUUUGUGGCCAAAGUUUCAGACUUUGGUUUGGCAAAGCUAAUGAACCGAGAACAGAGCCUUGUUAUUACGACAAUGAGAGGAACAAGAGGGUACCUCGCUCCAGAAUGGCUCACCAACUAUGCCAUAACAGAAAAAAGUGAUGUAUACAGUUAUGGCAUGGUCUUACUUGAGAUCAUUAGUGGGAGAAAGAAUCAUGAUUCAGAGGAGAAUUCAGAGAAAUCCCAUUUCCCUUCUUAUGCUUUUAAGAUGUUUGAGGAAGAAAAACUUGAAGAAAUCAUUGAUUCAAGGCUAGAAGUGGAUGAAAAUGAUCAAAGAGUGACUCGUGCUAUUAAAGUAGCCUUGUGGUGUAUUCAGGAUGAGAUGCAUACAAGGCCAACAAUGACUAAAGUGGUUCAAAUGCUUGAAGGUCUUUGUGAGGUGCCUCCACCACCAUCUUCCAAAGCGCUGAUACUAGUUCAUCAUGACUGAUUGAGUUUUAUAGAGAUGCACAUAGAUAACACUUGUAAUCUCCUGAAGAAUGAGAAUAUUUCAAACUU